Molecule: messenger RNA, 1481 nt
Organism: Hevea brasiliensis (rubber tree)
Lineage: Eukaryota; Viridiplantae; Streptophyta; Magnoliopsida; Malpighiales; Euphorbiaceae
Exons: 9
Coding region: 79-1140 (353 amino acids)
Source: RefSeq, a predicted model, not a curated record
GGACCAAAUAAAUAUAAAGGAGCUCCCGGUUCAAGAAAAACCCAGUAGUCACCACCCCUCACCACCUCCGAUUUUUUAAUGCCACACCGCAUGGGAACCAUUUCUUGGUGUUGCCCCCCUUCCAGAGUCGGACUUCAUACCCUUGUGAUUGUUGACCAUUACUCGAAGCUCCCUAGUCUAAAUCGCUCUAUCUCAUUACUCUCCUUGUCCAAAAAACUCAAAACCAGAGUAACUUUACCAUCAUCAUCUUCAUCACUGGCCAACCCAUUGCAGUUUUCUUCGUCCUCUACGGUUGGUGCGCUGAAUGAGGAAUUGGGGGCUGCAUCUUCUGGUCUUGUCGGAGAGAAUGAUCUACUAAUUGUUGGCCCAGGUGUUCUUGGUCGCUUGGUCGCUAAGAAAUGGCGCCAGCAGGAACAUCCGGGCUGUCAAGUUUAUGGGCAGACAGUGACUACAGACCAUCAUGAUGAUCUGAUAAAAAUAGGGAUCAAUCCAUCUUUGAAGGGAACCAAACUAAAUCAUCAGUUCCCUUACGUCAUUUUCUGCGCUCCUCCCUCACGAACUUCUGACUAUAUUGGUGAUGUCAGGGAAGCUGCUUUGAGCUGGAACGGAGAAGGUUGUUUCCUGUUUACAUCAAGCUCUGCACCAUAUGAUUGCAAUAACAAUGGACAAUGUGAUGAGGACUCUCCAGUUGUGCCAUUUGGGAGAAGCCCAAGGACUGAUGUGCUUCUAAAGGCAGAAAAAGUGGUGCUGGAGAGCAGUGGCUGUGUACUGAGAUUGGCAGGACUUUACAAAGAAGAUAGAGGCGCACAUGUUUACUGGUUGAAGAAGGGGACUGCUGAAGUUCGUCCAGAUCACAUCCUAAAUCUCAUACACUAUGAGGAUGCAGCUUCCCUCUCUGUUGCAAUCUUGAAGAAAAAAUUCCGUGGCCGAAUUUUAUUGGGUUGUGACAAUCAUCCAUUAUCCAGGCAGGAAGUGAUGGAUUUGGUUGCUAAAAGUGGGAAAUUCAGUAAAAAGUUUGAAGGCUUUACUGGAACCAGUGAUCCUCUAGGCAAGAAAUUAAACAACAUGAAAACUCGAGAGGAAGUAGGAUGGGAACCACAAUACCCCAGCUUUACUCAUUUUCUUGGAGUAUCUGACUAACUGCUGUCUUUUGCACUGGUAUGGAAUAUAAUUGAUGUGCAAGAACAGUUGACUGGCGCAAAGAACGCUCAGAGAUGGAGCCACUGACCUCCUUUAAAAUUUUUCAGCUAUUUCCUGAAAUAAUUCAUGCAGUAGAAUCUCACGACAGUAUGAUCAGGUUGCCUCUGAAAAAUCACACUUCAGAAUACAUUUAGCAAGGUCAGAACUAUUUGUACUGGGGAGAUACUGGAAAUAAUUAGCUUAUGUGGUUUAAUUGCAUUAAGAUUUUAUGAGAUUUAUGUAUCUGUACGUCACGUUGUUGUAUAGUGAGAGCUUCAAGGUUCACACGUAUUUUCUGGCAA